AUGCGACACGUACCAUUGCUCUCCGCCUCUCGCCCUCUCGCCCACUCCCCUCAAUUACCCACCCCAACCCACCUCUCCAGCGGAGCUGAUAACAACCAACAAGCUAUCGGAGCUGGCGUGCUUGGCGCUCUACCUCAUCUGGUAACAACCAACAAGCUAUCCGAGCUGGCGUGCUUGGCGCUCUACCUCAUGUUCGAAAAGAAGCAGGCGGAUGAGUCCUUCUGGGGCCCUUUUAUUCACGAGCUCGACCGGCAGAGGGGGCGAGGCCAGACCGCCGUGGCCACCCCUCUCCUGUGGGAUCCCCAGGAGGUGGCAGAGCUGUUCCAAGGGAGUCCCAUGAAGGUGAGCAUCAGGAUCAGGGUUGAGAAGAAGCAGGCGGACCGGUCCUUCUGGCGCCCUUUUAUCAACGAGCUUGAUAGGCAGAGGGGGCGAGGACAGACGGCUGUUGAGACCCCGCUGCUGUGGGACCCGCAGGAGGUGGCAGAGCUGUUCCAAGGGAGUCCCAUGAAGGUGAGCAUCAGGAUCAGGGUUGAGAAGAAGCAGGCGGACCGGUCCUUCUGGCGCCCUUUUAUCAACGAGCUUGAUAGGCAGAGGGGGCGAGGACAGACGGCUGUUGAGACCCCGCUGCUGUGGGACCCGCAGGAGGUGGCAGAGCUGUUCCAAGGGAGUCCCAUGAAGAAGCAGGCGGACCGGUCCUUCUGGCGCCCUUUUAUCAACGAGCUUGAUAGGCAGAGGGGGCGAGGGCAGACUGCUGUUGAGACCCCACUGCUGUGGGACCCACAGGAGGUGGCAGAGCUGUUCCAAGGCAGCCCCAUGAAGGUGGAGGCGCGGCUGCAGGGCAUGAAGAGGGAGUACGAGGAGCUGGACCCGACACAGCGGAGGUGGAGGCGCGGCUGCACUGCAGGGCAUCAAGAGGGAGCGGAAGUGGAGGUGCGGCUGCACGGCAUCAAGAGGGAGUACGAGGAACCAGGCACAUCCCACCCUUUACCCUCGCCUUCACCUGUCCACAUCACAUCCGCCCAUAUCUCUCCCUCCUAUUUUCAUUCUCUGAACCCACAGGCGGAGGUGGAGGCGCGGCUGCAGGGCAUCAAGAGGGAGUAUGAGGAGCUCGACACCGUAUGGUUCCUUGCAGCUUCGCUCUUCAAGCAAUACCCCUACGACACACCCUCCGAGACUUUUCCCUUUGAGAUCUUCAAGCAGGCCUUCAUUGCCGUGCAGUCAUGCGUGGUGCACCUGCAGGGCGUGCCUCUCCCCCGUCGCUUCGCCCUCAUCCCCAUGGGUCCGCCUCUUCUCGCCUACAAAAGCACCACCCGCUCCAUGCUCGCUGCCUCCCCUGACGGAGGGGUUGAACUCCGCCUGGACCGCCCUGUCAAGGCUGGGGAGCCUCUCAGCGUCUGGUGUGGCCCCCAGCCCAACACGCGACUGCUGCUCAACUACGGCAUUGUGGACGAGGACAACCCCUAUGACCGCCUCACGGUGCAGGUGGCAUUGAACCCUGACGACCCACUCUACCAGGCCAAGCGGGCCAUCGUGCAGAAGAACGACCUCCUGCGCACCCAGGACUUCCAGCUGUACAAGGGCAAGGAGCAAGCAGCCCUGUACGACAUGAUGCCCUACCUGCGCCUGGCGCACGUCACCGACCCUCUCGACAUGGAAUUCGUCACUUUCGCUGAUGGGCCUGUGUGCGGGGUGAGUCCAUGCAACGAGAACGCGGUGUUGGAUCAGCUGGUGGAGUUCUUUGAAGCCCGCCUUGCAGCCUACCCCACCACGCUCGAGGAGGACAUUGCUGCGAUCGCAGACCCGGCAAGCAGCCCCAAGAGGCGGGUGGCGGCACGGCUGGUGCGCAUUGAGAAGGAGAUCCUGCGCAACGCCCUGGCAGCCGUGCAGGAAGUCAUCUCUGUCCUGCCCACGUGGAGCGAGGCCCCGUGCUACAGCCAGCACAGGCCCAUUCUGAAAUAG
Molecule: messenger RNA, 1959 nt
Organism: Closterium sp. NIES-65
Lineage: Eukaryota; Viridiplantae; Streptophyta; Zygnematophyceae; Desmidiales; Closteriaceae
Source: the annotation of a GenBank genome assembly